AUGCGAUCGGGCGAAGACAUGCCCAAGUUCGCUUGGACAAAGAUCAAGAAGGCAGCAAGGCGACUCACGCACUGGGUCAGUGGAUCUUUCAUCCGGUCGUGGGCGCGGUCUGUCAGGAGAAAGUGGCAGGAAACGGACGCGCAACAGCUUCGCAUGGCGCAGCUUUUCCGCGAAGCCUUCCCCGACCGCGAUUGGAACUAUGGAAUCCGGCACGAACCUUCGUUGUCGAUACGAGUCAAUGGCGCCGACUGUGGUGUUGAAGCGCUUAUGCUUGGUGUUGUCACCAGCAUAGGAGGGUUUCUCUUCGGCUACGACACGGGUCAGAUUUCUGGCAUGCUUCUCUUUACCGACUUCCGGAAACGAUUCGCAACCGGUCCCGAAGAAGAUGGCAUUCCGACAUGGGUUUCCAUUACCCAGUCUCUUAUGGUGUCGCUGAUGAGCAUCGGCACUCUUCUCGGCGCCCUAUCCGGAGCUUACACGGCCGACUGGUGGGGCAGGCGGCGGAGUUUGAGUUUCGGAGUCGGUAUCUUCAUCAUUGGAAACAUCAUCCAGAUCACUGCUAUGAACAGCUGGCAACAUAUGAUGAUGGGCAGAUUCACCGCAGGAUUGGGAGUUGGUAACCUCUCCGUCGGCGUGCCCAUGUUCCAGUCCGAAUGCUCGCCGAAGGAAAUUCGAGGUGCCGUCGUGGCUUCAUACCAGCUUAUGAUCACCUUCGGUAUUCUCAUUUCCAACCUCAUCAACUUCGGCGUCCGCAACAUCCAAGAGUCAGACGCCUCAUGGCGUAUCGUCAUUGGCCUCGGUAUCGCCUUCGCCUGCCCGUUAGGUCUUGGUAUCCUUGUUGUCCCGGAAUCCCCUCGCUGGCUUGCUGGUCGACACGAUUGGGAAGGUGCCCGUCUAGCCAUGGCACGUCUCCGUGGUAUGAAGGACGAUCCUAACAAUGAGCUUGUCGAAACAGACCUUCAGGAGAUGUUCAAGGUCCUUGAGGAAGAAUCCAAGACUGGAACCGGUACCUGGGCUGAAUGCUUCACCGGAUCUUCCGGUAUUCCCAAGACAGUAUACCGCACUCUGCUUGGAAUGACCCUGCAUUUCCUGCAACAAUGGACUGGAGUCAACUACUUCUUCUACUAUGGAGCCACGAUCUUUGAAUCCGCUGGAAUUGAGGACCCUAUCAUGACACAGCUCAUCCUUGGAGCCGUGAACGUCGCGCUCACCUUCUACGGUCUGUACGUCGUUGAAAAGUACGGUCGAAGGUGGCCACUCUUCAUCGGCGCUAUAUGGCAGGCUGCCUGGCUUGCUGUUUUCGCAGCUGUCGGUACUGCCAUUCCUCCCGAGAACAGCCGCACGACUGGCAUCGUCAUGAUUGUAUCAGCAUGCAUGUUCAUUGCUUCGUUUGCAGGCACCUGGGGUCCCAUGGCGUGGUGCGUCAUCGGUGAACUCUUCCCGCUGCGUACCAGAGCAAAGCAGGCAUCGCUUGCCACUGCUGGAAACUGGCUCGGAAACUUCCUCAUCUCGUUCCUCACUCCUCUUGCCGAUUCAGGCAUCUCAUACGCGUAUGGCUUUGUCUUCGCUGGCUGCAAUUUGGCCGGUGCACUCUUGGUGUGGUUCUUCCUCUACGAGUCCAAGGGCCUGUCCCUUGAGAAUGUCGACAGGAUGUACAGCGAUCCUCAUGUAAAGCCCUGGUCCUCUAGCAAGUGGGUACCACCAGGCUACAUCACUCGCAAGCAGAAGGAUGAAACAGCCUUCCACCGUGGCUCUACGACUACCGACCACACAGCCGUCGGAGAUGGGCAUCAUAAGGAGAAGGCCAGCGAAUACAGACCUUUUUCUGAGCAUCAUCAAGCCAAGACUGAGUCUACUUCCAACGCAGUCUAG
Messenger RNA from Colletotrichum karsti, 1872 nucleotides. RefSeq lists its product as uncharacterized. The record is from RefSeq and is a predicted model, not a curated record. Gene Ontology annotation, molecular function: carbohydrate:proton symporter activity. Gene Ontology annotation, biological process: transmembrane transport; carbohydrate transport. Gene Ontology annotation, cellular component: membrane. Bases 1 to 1872 code for a protein of 623 amino acids. The transcript is spliced from 5 exons. Lineage: Eukaryota; Fungi; Ascomycota; Sordariomycetes; Glomerellales; Glomerellaceae.